Molecule: messenger RNA, 922 nt
Organism: Zophobas morio
Lineage: Eukaryota; Metazoa; Arthropoda; Insecta; Coleoptera; Tenebrionidae
Product: ran-specific GTPase-activating protein-like
Exons: 4
Coding region: 161-793 (210 amino acids)
Biological process (GO): nucleocytoplasmic transport
Cellular component (GO): cytoplasm; nuclear pore
Molecular function (GO): GTPase activator activity
Source: RefSeq, a predicted model, not a curated record
AGACCAAAGCCCGUUCAUGAUUGGUCAGUGCGCGUCUGUAUGCUGUUGUUAUAUAGUGGUUUUAUAUAUCUAUCAUAUAUAACACCGGUUGAGUGAUUAGUCGCAAAAGUUUUAUUAAUUACACGAAAAAGAAAGUCGAGAACGAUAUUUUUCAUUUAAAAUGCCUGAAUUCGUUGAGACAAAAACUUCGGAAAUUAGGGAUCGUACCGUGAGUGAGAGCUCUGACACGGAUUUCGAUCCUCAGUUUAAGCCGAUUGUCACACUACCGGAAGUAGAAGUUUCCACAAACGAGGAAAACGAAGCUGUUCUAUUAAAAAUGCGAGCAAAGUUGUAUCGUUUUGACUCGACUAGUGAACCGUCGGAGUGGAAGGAAAGAGGCACCGGCGAGAUGAAAAUCUUACAGCAUAAAGAAAACAAUUCCGUACGGAUUGUUAUGCGUCGUGACAAAACGUUCAAAGUAUGCGCGAACCAUUUUAUAACUCCUUGGAUGGUGUUAAAACCAGCCGUAGGGAGCGAAAAAGCGUUCGUUUAUACCGUGGCUGCCGAUUUCGCUGAUGAGGAACCGAAAAGUGAAUGUCUUGCAAUAAAAUUUGCUAGUGUUGAAAAUGCUAAUUUAUUUAAGAAUAAGUUUGAAGAAGCUAAAGAAAUUCUUCUGGAAAAAUGUAGUUUGUAUAACGGGGAAUGUGAUGAAGACAGUGAGGAAUGUAAAGAGGUUGAAGAAUCAAGAGAAAUUACAGAAAAGUUGUCAGAGUUAGCUGUUAAUAAAGAAAGUGACGAAGUCAAGGAAACAUGAAGCGUCUCUGAGAAUCUCAAUUUUCUUCCACUUUUCACAGUUUGUAUUUUUUAUAUUCCAGAUGUUAGUUUUGUAUGAGCAUGACGCAGAAUUAUUUUAGUAAUAAAAAAGAAAAACAGAACCAAAUAA